UAAACCGGAAACCACAUGUACACGAGUACGCUCAGUAGUAUUUCCGUUCACAGAGGAGUAAAUUUUUUGUAGCGACCUCUGUCGUCUGAGUCGUCUCUUUUCAAGUGAUCCUUCGCGCAAAAUGACGAAGGGUACAUCGAGCUUUGGUAAGCGGCGCAAUAAGACCCACACGCUGUGCAGGCGAUGCGGUCGUAGUUCGUAUCACAUUCAAAAGUCGCAAUGUGCGCAGUGCGGAUAUCCUGCCAAAAAGAUGAGAUCUUACAACUGGUCGAUCAAGGCUAAGAGGAGGAAGACCACCGGAACCGGCCGCAUGCGUCACCUCAAGAUUGUUCGCCGCAAGUUCAAGAACGGAUUCAGGGAAGGUCUACCGAAGCCAAAAGCAGUCGCAGCGAAAUAGGCGUGUUUUUGAAACACAAAAGACUUGAAGAACUGUGAAAAAGCCGUUUUGUUUCUAUGGACUGUAUAAUCGCUUAUAACUUCGAAUAAAGAUCUUGAAGGUUUA
Messenger RNA from Venturia canescens, 502 nucleotides. RefSeq names its product ribosomal protein L37a (gene RpL37a). The transcript is spliced from 4 exons. Gene Ontology annotation, cellular component: cytosolic large ribosomal subunit; ribosome. Gene Ontology annotation, biological process: translation. Lineage: Eukaryota; Metazoa; Arthropoda; Insecta; Hymenoptera; Ichneumonidae. The coding region runs from base 122 to 397 and encodes 91 amino acids. The record is from RefSeq and is a predicted model, not a curated record. Gene Ontology annotation, molecular function: RNA binding; structural constituent of ribosome.